Molecule: messenger RNA, 684 nt
Organism: Chelmon rostratus (copperband butterflyfish)
Lineage: Eukaryota; Metazoa; Chordata; Actinopteri; Chaetodontiformes; Chaetodontidae
Gene: cideb
Product: cell death inducing DFFA like effector b
Exons: 5
Coding region: 52-684 (210 amino acids)
Biological process (GO): regulation of apoptotic process; apoptotic process
Source: RefSeq, a predicted model, not a curated record
ACCUCACAAAAAAAUAAGGCUGUGAGAACAGACAACAAGAGACCGACGAGGAUGGAUACAACAGCUUCUUUUAUCAAAUCUGUAAGCAAGCGAGUGUGGUCUCCACCACAGCGUCCCUUCAGAGUCUGCUGUCACAACAGGGAGACCAGGAAGGGCAUCACAGCCGGGACCCUGGAGGAGCUGAAAGAGAGGGUAUGCCAGACUUUGCUGCUGUACCUGUCAGCAGCGUCUCUGUCUCUGGUUUGUGAGGAGGACGGUACAGAGGUGGACUCCGACGAGUUCCUCAUGACCCUGCCCGACAACACCAUGCUCAUGGCCCUGCAGCCUGGACAGACAUGGACACGACAGCAGGACUCUGUUGUGCCCAGAUCUCAAGACCACAACAAGCCUCGGACCGGCAGAGACAUAGCUCGUGUCACCUUCGACCUUUACAGGAUGAGCCCGAAGGAUGUAUUUGGCUCCCUGAGUGUGAAGGCCACAUUUCAAGGCCUUUACUCCGUGAGUGCUAACUUCCAGUGUCUGGGACCCAAGAAAGUCCUCAGAGAAGCCCUGCGUGUAGCCUCCACCCUCCUACAUGCUGCUGGACACCUGCUUAUCACCUCUGCCUCCAUGAUCCGCCGCAUUAUCGAAGGCGCAGAGAUUUGGCAGCCACAGAGGGCGGAGUACACAGCCAGCUGGAACUGA